AAGAAAGCUGGUGUUGGGAUAUCACAGUACCCGCAACCAAACGGGACCCAAAGAAAGGCCCUAGCUAGUAGCUAGCCUGCGAGACGAGCACGGCACGCGCGUCUUGCUUUCUUUUCUCCAUCCAAACUCCAAAGACCUCCUCCCUCCCCGUUAGUGGCAGCAGAGUCCUCAAAAGCACACUCUUCCUCAUCCUCUCUCAGAAAGAGAAGGCGAUUAUUGAAAGGUAUAAGAAGAAGAAGAUAUUAUGGUGAAGGUACGGAUGAAUACGGCCGAUGUGGCCGCUGAAGUGAAAUGUCUGCGUCGUCUAAUCGGCAUGCGUUGCUCCAAUGUCUACGAUCUCUCCCCCAAGACGUAUGUGUUCAAGCUAAUGAAUAGCAGUGGAGUUACAGAAUCAGGAGAAAGCGAGAAAGUUUUAUUAUUAAUGGAAAGCGGUGUUCGCUUGCACACCACUGCUUAUGUCAGAGAUAAAAGUAAUACUCCCUCCGGUUUUACUUUAAAAUUGCGAAAACAUAUUCGUGCUAGGAGACUGGAAGAUGUGCGGCAGCUCGGAUAUGAUAGGAUCGUUCUGUUUCAAUUCGGACUUGGAGCUAAUGCACAUUAUGUUAUCUUGGAGUUGUAUUCGCAAGGCAAUAUUAUACUUGCUGAUUCUGAGUUUAUGGUUUUGACUCUUCUUCGGUCACACAGGGAUGAUGAUAAAGGGGUUGCUAUUAUGUCGAGGCAUCGAUAUCCUACUGAAAUUUGCCGAGUUUUUGAGCGAUCGACAGCUGAGAAGUUGCAGAAGGCUCUAACAUCUCUUAAGGAACUGGAAAAUAGUAACCCUGUGAAAGUUGAUGCUGAUGGUGGUGACAGUAAUGUGUCUGAUAAACCUAUGAAAGUUGAUGCUGAUGGUGGUGACAGUAAUGUGUCUGAUAAACCUAUGAAAGAAAAACAGGGGAAAAAUAAGGGUGGGAAAUCUUCAGUGCCUAGUAAAAAUACCAAUGAAGGGAAUCGUGUCAAACAAGCUACGUUGAAAACUGUUCUUGGGGAGGUGUUGGGCUAUGGUCCUGCGCUUUCUGAGCACAUUAUAUUGGAUGCUGGUUUGGUACCAAAUACAAAGUUUUCUAAAGAUAACAAAUUAGAUGAUGAGACCAUUCAGGUUUUGGUAAAAGCUGUUGCAAAGUUUGAAAACUGGCUCCAGGACAUUAUUUCGGGAGAUAAAGUCCCUGAAGGCUACAUUUUGAUGCAGAACAAAAAUUUGGGCAAGGAUUGCCCUCCAUCUGACUCCGGAAGUUCUGUCCAGAUCUACGAUGAGUUCUGCCCUUUGUUGCUGAACCAGUUCAGAAUGAGGGAACAUGUGAAGUUUGAUGCAUUUGAUGCAGCUUUGGAUGAGUUUUACAGCAAGAUUGAAAGUCAAAAGUCAGAGCAUCAACAGAAGACAAAGGAGGGCUCUGCCAUUCAGAAACUAAAUAAAAUACGCCUGGACCAGGAAAAUCGUGUGGAAAUGCUGAGGAAAGAAGUUGACCACAGUGUCAAAAUGGCAGAAUUAAUAGAAUACAACUUAGAAGAUGUGAAUUCUGCUAUCUUAGCUGUUCGUGUGGCUCUUGCAAAGGGAAUGGGUUGGGAGGAUCUUGCUCGGAUGGUGAAGGAUGAGAAGAAGGCAGGAAACCCUGUCGCUGGCUUAAUUGACAAGCUCCAUUUUGAAAAGAACUGCAUGACAUUGCUAUUAAGCAAUAAUCUUGAUGAAAUGGAUGAUGAUGAAAAGACAUUUCCGGUGGAUAAGGUAGAAGUCGAUUUAGCACUUUCUGCACAUGCCAAUGCACGGAGGUGGUAUGAACUGAAGAAAAAGCAGGAGAGCAAGCAGGAAAAAACUGUUACUGCACAUGAAAAAGCUUUUAAAGCUGCUGAGAAAAAAACCCGUCUCCAGCUUUCCCAGGAAAAAUCUGUUGCCACUAUAUCACACAUGCGUAAAGUUCACUGGUUUGAGAAAUUUAAUUGGUUCAUCAGCAGUGAGAACUAUUUGGUUAUUAGUGGACGUGAUGCUCAGCAAAAUGAGAUGAUAGUCAAGCGUUAUGUGUCAAAAGGAGAUUUGUAUGUCCAUGCAGAUCUGCAUGGAGCUUCCAGUACUGUGAUAAAAAAUCACAGGCCUGAACAACCUGUACCUCCUCUCACUUUAAAUCAAGCUGGAUGUUUUACAGUUUGCCACAGUCAGGCAUGGGAUUCGAAGAUUGUCACUAGUGCUUGGUGGGUGUACCCUCACCAGGUCAGUAAAACUGCUCCUACUGGAGAAUAUCUUACUGUUGGGAGUUUCAUGAUCCGUGGGAAAAAGAAUUUUCUCCCACCACAUCCUCUUAUAAUGGGCUUUGGGUUGUUGUUUCGCUUAGACGAGAGCUCUUUGGGCUCCCAUUUAAAUGAAAGGAGGGUUAGAGGUGAGGAGGAUGGGGUGAAUGAUGUUGAAGAAAGUCAGCCUCUCAAGGAAAUUUCUGAUUCUGAGUCAGAGGAGGAGGAAGUUGCUGGAAAAGAACUUGUGUUAGAAUCAGAAAGCCAUUCUAAUGACUUGACUGUCUCCAAUACCAUUUUACAUGAAUCUUCUGUCCAAGAGACUUCCCUUAAUGGUGUCAAUAUUGAAAAUUUAUCUGAUGUUGUCGGAAACGAUGUUGCUCCAGUUACCCCACAACUCGAGGAUCUCAUUGAUAGAGCUCUUGGGCUUGGACCUACUGCUGUGUCCAGUAAAAAUUAUGGAGUUGAACCAUUACAAGUUGACAUGACGGAAGAACAUCAUGAAGAAGCAAGAGAUAAACCUUAUAUUUCAAAAGCUGAGAGAAGGAAGCUCAAGAAAGGUCAGAGAAGUAGUGCUACAGAUGCAGAAGUUGAGCGGGAAAAGGAAGAAUUGAAAGACAAUGUUGUUUCUGUUGACCAACCUGAAAAGCAUGUUCAAAACAAUAAGCAAGGCGGUGGGAAAAUCAUUCGUGGUCAGAGGAGUAAGCUUAAGAAGAUGAAGGAGAAGUAUUCCAAUCAGGAUGAGGAAGAGAGGAGUAUUCGGAUGGCUUUACUGGCUUCUGCUGGAAAUACACGCAAGAAUGAUGGAGAGAUUCAAAAUGGAAAUGAAGCUACUGACAAAGGGAAGAUAUCUAUUACCGGUACUGAAGAUGCUCUGAAAGUAUGUUAUAAAUGUAAAAAGGCAGGCCACCUAUCUCGGGAUUGCCCAGAACAUCCUGAUGACAGUUUGAAUAGUCGUGCAGAUGGUGCUGUAGAUAAAUCUCAUGUGAGUUUGGUUGAUUCCACCUCUGAGGUGGACAGGGUGGCUAUGGAGGAGGAAGAUAUUCAUGAGAUAGGCGAACAAGAGAAAGAGAGGUUGAAUGACUUGGAUUACUUGACUGGGAACCCACUGCCUAUUGAUAUUCUCUCAUAUGCAGUGCCUGUCUGUGGUCCAUACAGUGCAGUGCAGUCAUACAAGUACCGUGUGAAGGUUAUUCCUGGCACUGUAAAGAAAGGAAAAGCUGCAAGAACUGCCAUGAACUUAUUUAGCCACAUGCCAGAUGCAACUAGUAGAGAGAAAGAAUUGAUGAAAGCGUGUACAGAUCCUGAGCUAGUAGCUGCAAUUGUUGGCAAUGUGAAGAUCACUGCUGCAGGACUUGCACAAUUGAAGCAGAAGCAAAAGAAAGUUAAGAAGAACAACAAAGGUGAAAGUUAGCAAGCUAGCCUCAGGUCGGGAGUUUGUAAAAGCCAAAGGCCAUAUGCCUACGACUAUAUCCUUUAUAAAUCCGUGGGGAAAAAAAUUCAUGCCUUGUAGCAUAGCCGUUACAGUGCCAGGAUUGUACAAAAAGAGUUAUCAUAGAUGAUGUUAGUGAGAGGACGUCGUGAUCGUGGUAGAAGUUUUACAGGGAGGAAAUUUCCAUUUGUACUAAGUUGUUUUUUCGCUGCUCAUGUGUCAUCCGGGUGCUAACUUUUACCUGGAAAUGUUCUUAACUUGAAUUUUUUUUUUGGUUAAGAUAUAUACCGACUUUUAAGUUUUAA
Populus trichocarpa (black cottonwood) is the source of this 3993-nucleotide messenger RNA. RefSeq lists its product as uncharacterized. The record is from RefSeq and is a predicted model, not a curated record. Lineage: Eukaryota; Viridiplantae; Streptophyta; Magnoliopsida; Malpighiales; Salicaceae. The transcript has 14 exons. Gene Ontology annotation, cellular component: RQC complex. Bases 245 to 3670 code for a protein of 1141 amino acids. Gene Ontology annotation, biological process: rescue of stalled cytosolic ribosome; ribosome-associated ubiquitin-dependent protein catabolic process. Gene Ontology annotation, molecular function: zinc ion binding; ribosomal large subunit binding; tRNA binding.